Messenger RNA from Phaedon cochleariae (mustard beetle), 411 nucleotides. The record is from the annotation of a GenBank genome assembly. NCBI's taxonomy places the organism in Eukaryota, Metazoa, Arthropoda, Insecta, Coleoptera, Chrysomelidae.
AUGGGAGUUAGUAAUAUGACCCUUGUCAGAAUAGGAGCCAUCGGUGGAGUAGCAACCGUUACUAUGGGCAUGCUUUUAAAGAAUAAAUUGAACCACAAUAUUAAACAGACAGAAUAUUACAAAGAUGCCCUAAAAACGCUUAGGAGUCACCCAGGUGCCGUUUAUCUACUUGGCGAACCCAUAAAAGACUUGGGAAUAGAAGUAGGGAAUGAGAGAGACAAUUUCACCAAAGGAAAUUAUGCACAAUAUAGGGUGCCCCUGAAGGGUAUGAAACAAAGGGGAACAUUGUAUUUCUGGGCUGAGAGAGUAGACACUCAAAAAGAGUGGAUAGUUAAUAGAAUGGAAUUAGAAGUAGCUGAGUACACUGAUAGGAGAAUGUUAAUCAAAUCUGUAGAGGUCAAUAAAACUUGA